GGGGCAAGCAUCUGUGCAGGCUGAGCUGAAGGGAGAGUGCAUUCAGCUUUCUGGAGUGUGAUCACUUACUCAGGCAAUGGACUGUGAGACAAGGAAUGGGGGCACUGGCACAGAGAUCCAGGCAGAACCUAUGCUGAAUGCCUUUGAUAUGGCAGAAGAACCAGUCACAGCUGCCCAGCGCAGAAAGAAGAAAUCCAGCAAGUGGAAAGUUCUCUCCCUGGUAAUCUGUGUGUGCAUAUUAACAGCCAUCCUGGGAUGCAUAUUUGGACUUAAGCCUAGCUGUUCCAGGGAAGUUAACAGCUGCAAAAAUAGGUGCCUUGAACGAAAAUUUGGAAGCUGUCGCUGUGAUAGUGCCUGUGUUGAGCUUGGAAACUGCUGUUUAGAUUAUGAAGAUUUAUGCAUACAACCAGCUCACAUCUGGACAUGUGACAGGUUACGAUGUGGCGAGAAGAGGUUAACUGGCAGUCUGUGUUCCUGCUCUGAUGACUGUAAAAACGCAAAUGACUGCUGUAUUAAUUAUGAUUCUGUUUGUAGAGGAAACAAAAGCUGGGUAGAAGAAAAAUGUGAAGACCUGCAAACACCCAUUUGUCCAGCUGGGUUCUCUCAGCCUCCAGUCAUCUUAUUUUCACUGGAUGGAUUCAGAGCAGAAUACUUUCAUACCUGGAGCGAACUUCUUCCCGUGAUCAGCAAGCUAAAAAAAUGUGGGACAUAUGCACGUGCCUUAAGACCAGUGUAUCCAUCGAAAACCUUUCCUAACCACUACAGCAUUGUAACAGGCCUCUACCCAGAGUCGCAUGGUGUUGUGGACAAUAAAAUGUAUGACCCAUACAGAAAUGCUUUUUUCACACUAAGAAGUUCUGAGAAGUUUAAGUCUUCAUGGUACCAAGGAGAACCUGUAUGGAUAACUGCUAUGAAUCAAGAGCUAAAGACGGCAACAUACUUUUGGCCAGGAUCAGAUGUGAAGAUCAAUGGAACUUAUCCAAACUUUUACAAGGAAUACAAUGGAUCAGUUCCUUUUGAAAACCGAGUCAUAUCAGUCCUUAAAUGGCUAAGUCUACCUGAAAAUAUGAGACCACACUUUUACACUCUGUAUUUAGAAGAACCAGACUCGUCAGGACACAAAUACGGUCCAGUGAGCAGUGCAGUAAUAAAAGCUCUCAUGACUGUAGACCGUAUAGUUGGAAUGUUGAUGGAUGGACUUAAACAAAUGCAGCUGGACAAAUGUGUAAAUCUUCUGCUUCUUUCAGACCAUGGCAUGGAGGAAUCACGCUGUGAAAAUAUAGCAUAUCUGACAUCAUACAUGAAUACCUCUGAAGAUUAUGUAGUGAUAUAUGGGCCAUCAGCACGUCUAAGACCCACUCGAGUACCAGAUGAGUAUUUCUCUUUUGACUAUGCAGAUUUCUCCAAGAAUCUUACAUGCAGAGAGAAGAAUCAGCAUUUCAAACCAUUUCUGAAGCAGGACUUGCCUAAGCGUUUACAUUUUGCUAAAAAUGACAGAAUUGAAGCACUUCACUUUUACUGUGAUCCCAAAUGGCAAGUUGCAAAGUCACAAAAUGAAGUCUCAAAAUACUGCCAUGGAGGAUUUCAUGGUUCUGAUAAUCUUUUCAAGAAUAUGCAGGCUCUCUUCAUUGCUUAUGGUCCCAAGUUCAAGUACAACACAGAAGUUCAGCCCUUUGAAAACAUAGAAAUAUAUAAUUUGAUGUGUGAUUUGUUAGGAAUUGAGCCUGCAGCCAACAAUGGAAGCCAUGGCAGCCUUAACCAUUUACUGAAAAAGCCGGUAUAUGAGCCUUCCUUGCCAAAAGAACUGUCAGAACCAUUUCAGUGCUCAGUUAAUCACAGUGCCUCUGGGAACACUUUUGGAUGCUCCUGCAAUUUAGCUGGUCUUACAGAAACAGGAUUUAAGGCACAGUUAAUGCUUACCCCAGAGCAAGAAUCUGACACCAAAAAGCUCAACUUGCCCUUUGGAAGACCUGUGGUUUUAAAGAACAGUGAUUAUUGUAUUUUGUACAAUUACAAGUAUAUAAGUGGCUACAGCUAUAAUAUUAAGAUGCCACUGUGGAGUUCAUACACACUUGGAAGAAAUGAAUUUGUGUCUGCGUCUUUGGAAAAGACUUCUUUGUGUUUAUUCAUGGAUGUUCGAAUUCCACCAGGACAAAGUCAGCGAUGUCAAUAUUACCAAGAUCAUCCUUCCCUAAAAUAUGGAUUUCUCUUUCCUGCAAGCCUUAGAAGAACAUCUGAACCAACAUCUUAUUCAGGGAUUACUACUAGCAACAUUGGUCCAAUGUAUCCUGAUUUUAAAGUCAUUUGGGAUUAUUUCCAGAAUGUCAUAUUACUAAAACACGCUUCAGAGAAAAAUGGUAUUAAUGUUAUCAGUGGUCCUAUAUUUGAUUAUGAUUUUGAUGGUCACUCUGACACUUUUGAACUAAUUCAACAAAUGUCAAAAGAUACAGAUGUUUACAUUCCAACUCACUACUUUAUUGUUCUGACUAGCUGUAAAAAUUCCUCCGAAUCCCUGCUGCAGUGUACUGGACCUCUUGAUGUGAUCUCUUAUGUUGUGCCUCAUAGACCAGAGAACAGUGAACGUUGUGCUGAUGAUAAGGAUGAAUCGAUAUGGGUUAAACAGCUUCUCCGAUUCCAUGCAGCCCGUGUGAGGGAUGUUGAACUUCUUACUGCACUAAGCUUCUUUCACAAUACCAAAUAUUCUGUUUCUGAACUUUUACAAAUCAAAACAUUCAUUCCUGAUUAUUUAUGAAUGUGUGAAUAAUUUACUUUACAAACCAGAGCUACUUACAUUUCAAAUGUUUUUGUGUUUCUGCAUGG
Molecule: messenger RNA, 2820 nt
Organism: Nanorana parkeri
Lineage: Eukaryota; Metazoa; Chordata; Amphibia; Anura; Dicroglossidae
Gene: ENPP1
Product: ectonucleotide pyrophosphatase/phosphodiesterase 1
Exons: 25
Coding region: 77-2752 (891 amino acids)
Biological process (GO): negative regulation of fat cell differentiation; inorganic diphosphate transport; ATP metabolic process
Cellular component (GO): cell surface
Molecular function (GO): metal ion binding; nucleic acid binding; dinucleotide phosphatase activity
Source: RefSeq, a predicted model, not a curated record